GUCAGAGCACACAGAUACACAAAACGCUUGAUUUAAAUAUAUACAGAGCACUAUAGGUGUUUUUCCUAAAUUGGUAAUUGGUAAUUGGUUAUCUUGUUGUUGUUUGUUUCGGUCGUGAAACAAAUGAAAUUCCCUUUUGCGCUUCAAAUAUUGCGCAGGCAAAGAAGGGAUCACAAAGCGAUCCGCAAUGUCUUACGUUCGACCAACUAAGGCCAGUAAUUUGCGGGCAUUGGCCAACAACUUGAGGGCUUCGAAUGAAAUUGCUCCCUCUGUGGUUGGGGCACGCUCACAGUCGCAGUCACCCAGCAGCCGAUUCGGUGUGUCGCCCAGCAUCUACACGGUCCGUAACUCUCACAGUCGCAGCAGGAGCGUUUUCUCAAUGCCAAAUCAAGGAAAGUUCUCGGAGUAUUCGUAUUCGGGUUCCUUUAACGACCACGCGACAGAGCCAGAGAAGUCCAGAGAAUGCAGGAGGAGCUCCCUAGCCAGAUCCCGCCUGAACACCCUAGCCGAGUCGUGUGCCCUGAGUCGUGCAACGAGCCUGGCAACGAGUCUGGCCAUCGAAGGUGGUGGCAAAUCCCAGCUGCGUACCGUCCAGACGCAGUACCAGAAGCUGCAGACUCUUCAAUCGGAAUUUGUGGAAUCGUUGAAGUCAUUGGAUCCGGAGGACUCCAAGCUGAUUGGAACGUACAGCUUUGUGGUUCUCGGCAAGGAUGAAUCGAACCGUUUGGCCCAAAGUUUGCCGGCGGAAAGUGUGCAGGAUAUGAAGGAUCGUUGUCAGGCGGCCGUCGAUUCGGGAUUCAUGCUGCUCUACGAUCACCUGGAGCCCAUCCAGAUGGCCAGGGACGAGUUCGAGGCGUGCCAUCGCAAAGAGCAGCUGAAAGUUAAGCUGAAGGAUCUUCUGAGCCUAAAGAUGGAGAACAUUGUCGAGAGCAUUGAUCAGCUGUGUGUGACACCUGUCGGCCCACAGGCAUCGCUCAACAGCCAUUUAUACCGCGACAUUGGCUGGCUGCGGCGGCAGAAGCAGCAAAUGGAGUCGCGGUUCCUGCAGCUCAACAAGGAUCACAGCGAGCAGCUGAACAGGCUCAAGGCGGAUCUCGAGGCAAAGCUGAAGGCUAGCGAGGAGCACUGGCAGCAGACGCUGGACGAGCUGAGGGAGCGGCUGCGGCGCAGCGAGGUGCAACGAAAGGAAAACGCAUGCCAGCUGGCCGUACAGAAUGCUGGCAUGACGGCCAAGGACAGCACCAUCGCCUCGUUGCAGGCGGAUAUGAACAAACAAAUCUCUCGCAACAUGGAGCUGAAUCAGGUGGUGAAGGGUUCGGAUGGUGCGCUGCUCUUCACACAGAAAGAGCUGGAGCAGAGCAGGAAGCAUAUUGCCUAUCUGGAGGAGGAGCUGAAUGUGGGACGUCAGCUCAUAGACGAGCUACAGCUGCAGCAGCGUCCCGCUGUACAGGAUAUCCAUCAGGACGUGGAGGAGAAGGAUCGCAUCAUAGGUGACUUGCACCUCAAGGUGCAGAAUCUGUUGCAGCUGCAGGCAGUGCACGAGGAACACGAGCCGAAUACUCUGCAGCUGGACACGCAGAUCAGUGAGCUGCAGCAGAAGCUGAAUAGCACCGAAAUGCAGCUCGAUGCCAAUGACCAGAGGGAGGAGCAGCUGCACUCGGAUCUGGAGAUUGUGAAGAAGGAGCUGUUCCGGUCCGAGCAGCUGGUGGUCAAUCUGCGGGAGCACGCGAUUCGCGACCGCGAGAAAAUAUCCACGUGCACCCACGAAAUCAACGAGCUGAAGAAGUCCAUCGAUCACCUGAACUUGGCAUCUGCCGACAAGGACACGCAGCUAAAUCAGGUGAGCAUCGAGCUGCACGCGAAGGAUGAGCACAUGGGCCAUCUGUAUGAGAAGCUGAAUCGCCAGGCGGAGAAGAUCCGGUUCAUGGAGGAGUAUGCAAAAAUUAGCUCCGACGACAAUGCACGCCUUUUGCAAAUUCGAAACAAGCAGGAGGAGAAAGAACAUCCAACUGGACUGGGAGAUCUCUCAACUAAAAAACAACGUCAAGGAACUCCACGACUACAUUGUCCGCAACAGUCAGCAGGCUGCCGAAGUUCUCGGCUUUGAGGUCGGCAACUACUCCAUGUGUCAGGAAUAUCAGAAUUCGCAGCCACUGACGCAGCCGCAGGGCAACUUGGAGUCCCCCGUAGCAUACCUCGAGCCACUGAAUGGCCAUUUUGUCCAGCAGCAGCAGCAGCACCCCAAUUCGGGCAGCCAUCAGCCACAGCAGCACCAUCAGUAAGCAGACAGGCGACAGCCGUCCGCCGUCCGCCGUCAGCGAUUCCCGUAGCGACUUCCGCCAUCUCCUCAUGAAUGUGCCACAGACCAGACAACACGAAACCCCUUCAUAUUCAGCCGCUAAAUUUAUGGUUACCAUUUUGCAUGUUUUUUUUUUUAGUGAAUAUUUAAGAAUAAAUACGAUUUAUAAUUGA
Drosophila obscura is the source of this 2472-nucleotide messenger RNA. Its product is annotated as myosin-6-like. The record is from RefSeq and is a predicted model, not a curated record. The transcript is spliced from 9 exons. The coding region runs from base 188 to 2107 and encodes 639 amino acids. NCBI's taxonomy places the organism in Eukaryota, Metazoa, Arthropoda, Insecta, Diptera, Drosophilidae.